Haliotis rubra (blacklip abalone) is the source of this 4658-nucleotide messenger RNA. RefSeq names its product septin-2-like. Bases 84 to 1271 code for a protein of 395 amino acids. The record is from RefSeq and is a predicted model, not a curated record. Gene Ontology annotation, biological process: regulation of exocytosis; cytoskeleton-dependent cytokinesis. The transcript has 11 exons. Lineage: Eukaryota; Metazoa; Mollusca; Gastropoda; Lepetellida; Haliotidae. Gene Ontology annotation, cellular component: microtubule cytoskeleton; septin complex; septin ring. Gene Ontology annotation, molecular function: GTP binding; GTPase activity; molecular adaptor activity.
CCCAACAAGUAACAGUAUCAGGGGAUCUUCACCAGCACUGAACGCAGUACAAAUGACCUCCUUUAUCCAACUGGUGGAGCUCUAUGGAUAAGCUCCCCGACCCCACCAGGUCCCCCUCUGCCUUAACCCCCAGGAAGGCACCCCCUACCCCUGGAGGGAGACGGAGGUUGACAAGACGGAUAAAUUACCUGCCUUCCAAAUUCAAGGAUGAUGACGAGUUUAUUGGCUUUGCUACGCUGCCGGACCAGGUUCACCGGAAGGCGGUCAAAAGGGGAUUUGACUUUACCCUGAUGGUUGUUGGGGAGAGUGGCCUCGGGAAAUCAACCUUAAUCAACAGUCUGUUCCUCACAGACCUCUACAAGGAAAGGGAGGUCACCCAUGUAGAAGAUCGGGUGAGCUGUACAGUUGAGAUAGAGAAGAAACAACUGGAGAUCGAGGAGAAGGGGGUGAAACUACGCUUAACUAUUGUAGACACUCCUGGGUACAACGACGCAGUCAACGCCGAGAGCAGCUGGAAAAGUCUUGUUUCCUACAUCGACAAGCAGUUCGAACAAUACUUCCAGGAUGAGAGCGGACUGAACCGAAAGAAUAUUGUUGAUAACCGAGUGCAUUGUGUCCUUUACUUCAUAUCCCCAUAUGGGCACGGGUUGAAGCCAAUCGACAUACAAGUAAUGAAGAAACUACAUAACAAAGUUAACAUUGUGCCACUGCUUGCUAAAUCAGACAUUCUUACCAAGGCUGAGGUGAAGAGAUUAAAACAAAGGAUCAUGGAUGAGAUUGAGAAGAAUGACAUCCACAUCUAUGAGUUCCCCGACUGUGACAGUGACGAGGACGAGGACUUUAAGAAGCAGGACAGUGACUUGAAGGCUGCUGUUCCCUUCGCUGUAGUAGGCUGUAACACUGUGGUGGAGGCAGGGGGCAAGAAGAUCCGGGGCCGGGCGUACCCCUGGGGUAUUGUGGAGAAAACUCAUCAGUCGCUAUUAUUCUGUUUCAGCACUCACAUGCAGGAUUUGAAAGAUAUAACGUCUGAUUGCCAUUAUGAGAAUUACAGAGCAGAACAUCUCAAAGAUCACCUCACAACUUCACAGAAGGACAGAAGCAAACUCAAGAGAGAUUCCAGUCCCAACUUUGAAGCCAUCAUGGAUGCAGACAAACUGUUACAGCAGAAGGAUGCUGAGAUUCAACGAAUGCACGCGAUGCUGGCCAAGAUGCAGCAGCAACUACAACAAGGGCAGAAAGAACAGAAAGUGAACGGGUUGGGUAAACUCUGAGAGCACAGUUCUAUAAAUAGAUUGAGUCAUGUGAUUAGCAUGUGAUCAGCUGCUGCUGACAACGUGAGAGUUACUGAACUCUCAUUCUAAGCUGGGGGAGAUGAGCCAAGAAUUACACAAGGCUGACGAAUGAUAGUCACGUGGUCACGACUGUGAGUAGAAUCCCACACAGAAGGUCAAGGUCUUUCAUAACCCUCCCUAAAUUUCCCUAGAUACGAGACUUUAACACAAGUAAUAAUACUCGACAGUACAUCUUACAUCAAUUACCACCAUAGGGUCAUAAAUAAUGUUACGAUUUUAUCACUGUAGAACCAAUAUGGCCAGAAGGACCUUCUGAGGGGAGGUACCUCUCACAGGACUGGUCACGUGAUCGUAGAGGUGGGAUAUUUAUCCUACGCCUGCGUACCUACUGAUGCAAACUAUUUUGAAGGAGGAACUACAUUCUCAAGUCACAAGUGUAAAUCAGGGACUCCGUAGUUGGUGUCACAUAAUUGUUGUUGUCCACCAUCUUUCUUCAUUCAGCACUGGUCAAGGUCAUUACUCAGUUAUCUCCCUUUCCAAUAUUGCCACGCUUUACACAAACUGACUUUUCCCCUUCAUAUGAAUUUUAAUGACUUCAGUCUUAUUCACAUCAGAAUCUUAUAGUUUAUAUAUCCUUGCACAAUGACCAUAAUUCCUCUAAAAUUAAAAAAAUGAAUUUUGAUUUCUUCAGAAUUCAGAAAAAUCUUAAUUUUUGAAUUUAGUUUAAAAAAAUUGAUUCCAGUGAAUGAUUGUUGAAUUUGCAAAACAGAUUCAGAGAAGGUUUAAUUUUUAGAGGAAUUAUGAUAUCCAAACAGACUAUCAAUGCUUUUGCAAUAAAUGGACCAACGGUUAUAUUGAAAGGGAGGUAACUGAUUGAGCGCAUGUUUUCAGCUUGGAUGUACAUUGCGUAUUGUAAAGGUAUGAAUCAGUUUUGUUAUUACAGUCAUCAAUGAGAGAUUAUCAAGCAUCAGUUACUCUAAAUUACUUGCCCUCUUCUUCAGAGUCUUAAAAAUAUUUGAUAGUAAUUAAUUACAAAAUGUGAUGAAUUAUCAAUCGGCUCAGCGUCAAUUCAAGCAAUAAUUCAAAUUCAAUUUUCUUAAAUUUAAAUAUAGAGGGCAAAAUAUGUACUUUCAUUUUUUACAAUCCUUAAAUAAAUAUUUGGAAACCAUUUUUCUCAAUAUCUUGUCUCACACUAAUGCAUCAUGUUUAGAGUGAAUAUUAAUAAAUUAUGUUUUAAUAAUUAGAACAAGACUGUAAAUGCCCGUCAGAUGAAUCGACAGAAUGGUUUUGAAGAAUAAAUGCCUUUUUGCAAAUAUUAUAUUAUUUUCUCAAAAACUGAUAAAAUGUUGAUAAUUAAAAAAAGGUUGUUUGUUAAUCAGAUAUGUCUUCAAAGGAUGUACUAUUCAGAGUUGGUAUUGGAUUUGCUUGACAUUUAUGAAUGAAAUAGACAAAAGUGUGUGGUAUGCUUGAGCAGAUAUGGCAUGUAAAUAUAUAUAUUUGCAAAGAGCUUUUUUCACUGUAAAUUGCUAUGUAUUUCAAUAUUUCCUUGUUCAUCUUUUCAACCUAAAUUUUCUCCUAAAUAAAUAUUAAAUAUUCAUGAUGGUACGUGUGAAAACUUUACAUUUUUGCUUAAUUUCAAAUGACACUUCGUUACAUUUAUCAACUCACCUUUUCUUAAAUAUUUCAUUCAUGUAUUAAUUGAUAAUUCAUUUUGUCAUAUAUAACAUAUUCUCGAAUUAUUUAUUUCAAAAGUAUGUAGAAAUAUUAAAUAUUAUUUACAUGUAUUAGUAGUAGUAUUUAUUUACAGGUUAUGUUAUUUUUAAAUGUGAACAAUACAUUAGAGAAUACCCUUUAACAUAUAGAUAUGUGAGCAUAUGAUAUGUCUUGCUCUGUAUGUAUAGAGUAAUACCGAAUGGGUCUUCUGUCCAUUUCAAACAAGGUCUGCCACACAUGUCUACUCUUGUACUAUUGGAUAGCCUGAGGGGGCGGUGGGGUAGCCUAGUGGUUAAAGCGUUGGCUCGUCACGCCGAAGACCCGGGUUCGAAUCCCCACAUGGGUACAAUGUGUGAAGCCCAUUUCAGGUGUCCCGAGCCGUGAUGUUGCUGAAAUAUUGCUAAAAGCGGCGUAAAACCAAACUCAGUCAGUCAGUCAGUGGAUAGCCUGAGAAGAUCCUGGUUAUAAGUGAUCUUCAACCCAUGCUUGGCAGUGGGGUGGCCUAGUGGGUAAAGCAUUGGCUCGUCACGCCGAAGACCCAGGUUCGAUUCCCCACAUGGGUACAAUGUGUGAAGUCCAUUUCUGGUGUCCCCCCGCAGUGAUAUUGCUGGAAUAUUGCUAAAAGUGGCGUAAAACAACCUCACUCACUUGUACAAUUGGCUAGCCUGUGAAGAUCCCUUUAUAAGUGAAGUUCACCAACCCAUGCUUGUUGUAACAGGAGGGGGAGUUGGGUAGCCUAAUGGUUAAAGCGUUCGCUCAUCACAACAAUGCUUGGGUUUGGUUCCCCACAUGGGCACAAUGUGUGAAGCCCAAUUCUGGUGUCUCCAGACAUGAUAUUUGUGUAAAACGGCAUUAAUAUCACGACAUAAAACCCAAUCCACUCACUGGUGUAAGACUGAACGGGAUCUGGUGGAUUUGUUGCUUUGGUUGAUUUUCGUGUCUUGUUGCAGUAUAAUGGCAGUAUCGCUACAGCCAGCAACAUCAGCAACAACAUCAGCAACAACAUCACUUGGUUGACAAAAACUGUUACAACCAAGAGAUCAUCUUUUACCAUAAUUUUUAUUACUGAGAUGAUGUCAUGAUGCUUUUGUUUGGAUCAUUUUUGUGAACAGAAAACAUAAAUGGAUAGUGGACCCAUAACUGCAGCAAACUCACUGCCAUCAAAUGGGAUGCAAUAAGAAAUAAUAAUAAUAAUAAUGACAAUAAUGUUGUUGUUUAAAAAAAAAAUCUUUUUCUAUAAAAACUGAUGACACAUUCCUCGUACAAGGAGUUUUAUGUUAAGAUAUGAAAAAUUAUGUUCUGAUUUCAGCUUGAAUUUUGAUAUACCUCUAGUAUUCAAGUAUAUGAAAGUUAUUAUAAACAAUUGUAAUGAUUGAGAUAAGAUGGAAACUUUGCUCUUAUAGUGAAUUCAAGUUAAAGGUGAUUAUGUUAUUUUAUAUUUUUUUAUUUUGAAAAAAGUAUAAAAGAAUGAGUUUUUGUCGAGAUACUACUGUGAAGAAUUUUCUAAAUGUUUUGUAUUUGUUAAAUCUGAUGUAGAUUUGCUGUAGAUUUAAUGAUUGACACGCUCAGAGCGUUGGAUGUACUUCGUACUUUUGUUGUCAUAUCUCGUGCUGUGUCUAAUAAUCAUCAGUCAAUAAACAUGGUAAAAUAGCA